Molecule: messenger RNA, 5427 nt
Organism: Paramecium tetraurelia
Lineage: Eukaryota; Ciliophora; Oligohymenophorea; Peniculida; Parameciidae
Exons: 1
Molecular function (GO): protein binding
Source: RefSeq, a predicted model, not a curated record
AUGCUAACAUUUACUGUAUAGUAUGAUGGGAAAUAAUUUAAUUCGGAAUGCCAGAGUUAUAGAAAGGUCCAAGAUUACGUUGAUAAGUUAAUUUCUACCCUGAAAUUAUCAAUUUAAAAUAAGCAAUAUGGAUUAUUCAUGAAUAAUAAUGAGCUUCAAAGGGAUAAAACAUUUUUAGAUAACAAAGUUAUUAGGGGAGCACUUUUAGAAUUGAGAAUCACUAAAACCUUUGAGUAUGCCUUUCUCAAAGUUAAUAGAAAUGGGAAAUCCUUUUGGCCUCAUAUGAGUUUGGCUGCGAUGGCAUAAGAAUUAUAUUAAGUGACUGCUUAAGAGUUUAAAAUUGCUGAUGAUACAUUUACACUUUUCUUUUAAGGAAUUCCCCUUGAGAGAAAUGUUUAGUUAGCUUAAUAUAAUAUAAUUGGAAAUUCUAUUAUUAAUUGUGAAAACAAAGAGUUCGCUAAACAAGAUGAUUAGGUAAUCAACUAACAAUAAAACAUUUUGAAUGCAAAGAAUAUUACAUAAGAAUAAUAGAAUUAUAGCUAGCCAGAAAUUUAAUAGCAAUAAUAACAUUUCAUAGUUAUUUUAGAAUAUCGCGAAUAAAAAUAAGUAAUUGAGGCAACUUUAGAUACUUACAUAAAUGAAAUCAUAGAAAUUGCUAAAUAUAUGUAUAAAAUUUAGGAAAACAUUAUUUUGAAGCUGAAUUAAAAAAUUUUACCAAACGACUAAAACUUACAAUAAUUAUAAAUCAAGAAAGGAUAUACUCUAACAAUUGAAAUUUAAUAAUAGUAAAUACCAUAAUAAUAAUAAAUAUCUUAAUAAUAAUAAAUACCUCAAUAAAAUAUUAAUAUUAUUUUAGAAUAUAUUAAUUCAAAAACAUAACUCGAAGUAGCGAAAGAUACUUACAUUUAAGAACUAGUCGAUACUGUAAAAUAGUUACACAAAAUAAAUGAAAGUAUAGUCUUAAAAUUGAAUCAAUAAAUUUUACCAAACAACUUAACUCUAGAAUAAUUAUAAAUCAAAAAAGGUCAUACACUUUCAGCUGAAGUUCAAUAAUAGUAACAGCCAUAAUAGUAAUUACCCUAAUAAUAAACACGAUAAUAAAAUAUCAUAAUUUUUUUAGAGUAUCUUAGCUAAAAAACACAAAUCGAAGUAACUGUAGAUACCUAAAUAUAAGAACUAGUAGAUACUGUAAAAUAAUUACACCAAAUAAAUGAAAAUAUAGUCUUAAAGUUGAAUCAAUAAAUUUUACCAAAUAACUUAACUCUAGAAUAAUUACUAAUCAAAAAAGGUCAUACACUUUCAGCUGAAGUUCAAUAAUAGUAACAGCCAUAAUAGUAAAUGCCCUAAUAAUAAACACGAUAAUAAAAUAUCAUAAUUUUUUUAGAGUAUCUUGGCUAAAAAACACAAAUCGAAGUAACUAUAGAUACCUAAAUAUAAGAACUAGUAGAUACUGUAAAAUAAUUACACAAAAUAAAUGAAAACAUAGUCUUAAAAUUGAAUCAAUAAAUUUUACCAAACAACUUAACUCUAGAAUAAUUACUAAUCAAAAAAGGUCAUACACUUUCAGCUGAAGUUCAAUAUUAGUAACAGCCAUAAUAGUAAAUGCCCUAAUAAUAAACACUAUAAUAAAAUAUCAUAAUUUUUUUAGAGUAUCUUGGCUAAAAGACACAAAUCGAAGUAGCGUUAGAUACUUGCGUAUAAGAAAUUGUAGAUAUUGCAAUACCAUUAUACGAAAUUAAUGAAAAUAUAGUCUUAAAGUUGAAUCAAUAAUUUUUACCAAACAAUUAAACUCUAGAAUAAUUACUAAUCUAAAAUGGUCAUACACUUUUAGUUGAAGUUCAAUAACAGUAACAGCCAUAAAAGUAAAUGCCCUAAUAAUAAACGCUUUAAUAAAAUAUCAUAAUUUUUUUAGAGUAUCUUGGCUAAAAGACACAAAUCGAAGUAGCGUUAGAUACUUGCGUAUAAGAAAUUGUAGAUAUUGCAUUACCAUUGUACGAAAUUAAUGAAAAUAUAGUCUUAAAGUUGAAUCAAUAAUUUUUACCAAACAAUUAAACUCUAGAAUAAUUACAAAUCUAAAAUGGUCAUACACUUUUAGUUGAAGUUCAAUAACAGUAACAGCCAUAAAAGUAAAUGCCCUAAUAAUAAGCGCUAUAAUAAAAUAUCAUAAUUUCAUUAGAGUACCUUGGGUAAAAAACACCAAUAGAAGUAGCGCUAGAUACUUAUAUAUAAGAACUAAUAGAUACUGUAAAAUAAUUGCACCAAAUUAAAGAAAAUGUAGUCUUCACUUUGAAUUAAUAAAUAUUACCAAACAACUAAACUUUAGGAUAAUUAAACAUUUUGAAAGGCACUACUCUAACAGCGGAAGUUCAAUAAUAAUAAUAAUCAAUAUAAUUAAUUAUUUAUCACUCUAAUUCUUAACCAUUACCUGUUGAGGUAGACUAAGAUACUAAAGUGUCAGAAUUAGCAAUUGAAUUAUAGGGCUAUUACCAAAUUUCAUAAAUUUUGUUUACUUUAGAAAAUAGAUAGGUGUUAGAUCAAUUGUUAACUUUUAGAGAAUAAAAUAUUCUUACAGGUACUAAAUUAUACAUCUAAUAAAUCUACGAUACUCCAACCUAAAUACCAUCUGGAAUGCAAGAAAUAGUUUUGAUAAUUUUAUUUGAGAGUCAAACCAUUAAUAUAACUAUCCCUAAUAAUUCCCUGGUAAAAGAGCUUGAAGAUAUGCUAAAGAAAAAUUGGAAUCUCAAUUAUGAAAUAAAUCUAUUUCACAAUGAUAAAAUGCUGAAUUCGAAUGAAACCUUUCUAAAGUAGCAAAUAGUUAAAGGAUCAAAGUUAGUGGUUAAAUAAGCAUUAGCUUAAAAAAAAUAAAUUCAAUUAAGCUUGGUUUAUGAGAGUUUAAAUCCUCUUCAAGUCGAAGUCGAGGAUGACACUUCUAUUAAAGAAUUUGAAGAUUUAAUCAUUGAAUAAUAUAAGCUAGAAAAAGGUUUGAUAAUCUCAUACAAAGAAUAGAUUUUAGAUUCAACAAAAACCCUGUUAGACUAUUAAAUUAAAGAUAAUUCGGUUCUCAACUUCAAAUAAAAAGCAAACUAAGUUAACCUUGUUAUUCAGGCCUUCCAUCAAACUGUAGAUUUUAAUUUUAGUAAAGAGACAAAAAUUAGUAAUAUGAUUGAAGAUAUAAGGAGAAGAUUUAAUUCAGUAGAUCAAUUGAUGAUCUAAAAAGAGAAUGGAGAAAUUUUAAAUCCAGAUUUCACUAUAAAGCAAUAUGGGCUUUUUGAUACAUAGACCUUAAUUGUAAUUCCAAAAUAAAAUAAAUAACCUGAAUAAGUGAUGCCGAUAGGAAGAAAAAUAAAUGUGAUAGUAGAUUAUAAUGGGAAAAAAAUAUAGGUUGAAGUUUCUGAUAACACAGUCGUAUCAUAGUUCAUUGAAUAAAUCAGACCAAAUUUAUAACUUUAAGGAGAAGUUUAACUUAAUCUUGAGGGAUAAUAAGUUCUAAAUCCUUUCGAAACUUUAGUCAAUUAGAAAGUUUAAAAAGGAAGUCGAUUAAUUGUUAAUCAAAUGAAAUAAGGUUCCUCUCCCAUAAAUAUAAGAUCACUAUUCCUGACGAUCGAUUAUAAAGGUAACCGUACUACAUUAGAAGUUACUGAUGAUACUCUUGUCUCUGAAUUAAUUUUUACGAUGAAAGGUAAUUUAUAAAUCAAAGAAGAUUGCAAUUUGUGCUUUGAAAAUAAAAAAGUUCUGCAACCAAAUUCAUCAAUAAAGGAUUAAAAUGUUGAUAACAACUUGGUUUUAUAUUUAAUUCCGAUUGUGGAUAAUGCCUAGAAGCAACCUUCCUAAUAAUCACCUUAAUUACUUCAAUAAGAAAUAUUUUUGAACUUUUAUUAUUAAAAUUAAACCACUGAUUUAAAAAUUGAUCCUAAUAUAUUAGUGAAGUAAUUGAUUGAAGGUAUUCAAAGCAAUUUGAAUUUAUAGGAAAAAUUUUAAUUAAGUUUGGAUGGCAAAAAUAUAUUGAAUGAGGAAUAGUCUUUGGCUGCUUUAAAAAUAUAGGAUAAGAGCACUUUAUAUCCAAUUUUCGACCAGAAACCUCAAUAAUAACAAGAUUAAGAGAAUUUCAGUUUAUAUAUAGAUUAUUAGAAUAAUCAGCAUUAGAUUGUAAUAUCAUCUAAUUCAUUAGGAAAUGAGUUGGUGGAAAUGGUUAAAAAAAUCACUUUAAACAUACCAAUAAUAAAUAUACUGAUUGAUGGAAAAACUCCUUUGAUCUUAGAUAAGACUCUGAAGGCUUAGAAUUUGAAGAACCAUAGUCAUCUCUAAGUUCAAGUUUAAGGAUAAAUGUAUGGAUCACAAUUACAAUGGCAAUAACAAUAACAAUAACAAUAACCGUUUUAAUCCUCUUAAUAAUAAAAAUAAUAAUUCCCCACUAUGAAUUAAAACCCGUUCUUUUAGAAUCAGCCUAAUAAUUUUUAAAUACAACCAUAAAAUAAUAAACAAGGACCUCCAAUAAAUUAAUAAUUAAAUCCAUUUUAAAAAUUUGGUCCCCCUAAUUAGCAAAACCAAUUUGAUGGUUCUAAUUAAAGUUCAUAAUUCUUAAAUAGUUCUGGAUACUAACAAUAAUUUCCCUUAUAGUCUUAAGCAGGUCUCUCUUAGUAAUUUUAAAGAUUUCCAACACAAUUUUAAAAACCACAACAAUAGCCAAUGGGUGGAAUUCCUUAGUAAUAAUAUAACCUUACUUUAUCCUAAUAAAACAAACCAAUUGUAAUUUAGCUGAAAUACAUGAAUUAAUUUUCAAGGUAGGAAUUCAAUAAAAACAAUUCAGUAUCAGAUAUGAUUAAACGUUGCUAGGAAAUAUUUAAUAUACCAUAAGAACCAACAAUUCAACGUAAUGGUCAGGAUUUGAAUUCUUCAUAGGUUUUAGAAUCAUGUAGAUUCUAAGAAUUCGAAAUUUUAGAAGUUGUUUUAAAGCAAUCAAAUCCAUUUAUUUUGAAUAUUUCAGUGCAAAACAACAAUAUUCAAGUGGAAACAGAUUUAGAUUAAUAGAUUUUUGAGUUUAUGGAUGAGUUGAAAGUAGCAUACAGUAUCAAUUAUGCCACAGAACUCGUGUAUAAUCAAAUACAGUUACUUCCAGAUAAGACUUUUAGGUAAUAGAAUAUUCCAAAUAACAGUUAUUUGAUUUUGAGAUAGAAACAACUAAAUGGUAAAUUGAAGAUUACAUAAAGUUUAAAUUUAAUGAUUGUCAAAGUUAGAGAUGGAAUGAAUUUGAUACAGAUUGAAAUACCUCCCACAGCAACUGUUUAAGAUUUUGAGAAAAAGGUUAAGGAAAAGAUAAUAAUAAACACUAAUUGUAGAUUUUAAUUCAACAUGAUGAUUUUGAACCCAUAGUAAACUUUAGCUCAAUAAGGAAUAAACAACAAUUGUGAAGUAUUGUUGCUUCGAUGA